GAUUUAGCACUCUUUGUUUGUUUAAAAUGUUUUAAAUACUUAUCUUUUCUUAUAUAAACUUUAAUAUUGAAUACUUCUAGACACCUACGACUUUUAAGUAGGCCUACAGUAAAAUAUCAGUCUAGCAAGCGCAGGACAAGUGACCGACGAGUGGUUAAUCAACAAUUUCAUACACUACACCAGCGACCAAUGAGUGGUUAAUCAACAAUUUCAUACACUACACCAGCGACCAAUGAGUGGUUAAUCAACAAUUUCAUACACUACACCAGCGACCAAUGAGUGGUUAAUCAAAAAUUUCAUACACAACACCAGGAUGUGACUCGAUUCCAACACAUAUAGUGUUGCUUUUAAACUUCAGUAAUUCGACAGUGUUAUUCCUAAUAGAAAUCUAACACUAUGGGCUGUUCAUCUUCAGUCAUAGCUCCCACACAUGGAGAGGUAAAGAACAAUGACAUGAAAGACAAUUUGGCUAGAGAGAAACUUCCCAGCAAAAAUGGACAUGUCAAAACUCCUCAAAGCUCACCCAUGAAAAACAUUUCUUCAGAUGACAUUUUUACUAAGAAGAAAAUUCCAAACAUUGAUAAAAAUGCAAAUAAGAUUUCGGCAUCUGAUCAAACACCAGUUCCUAAAAGUGUUGCUUUUGAUAUUACACUGGAUGGCCAGAGUGGGGAUGGAUUAUUACUCAGAAAACUUCCACCCAGACUCAAGGUACUUGAACCAUUAAAUUUGCCAAAGCUGACAGCAUCACAGUUAGAAGAAAAACAGAGACUAGCUGAUGAGAAAAGAGAAAAGUUAAGGCUAAAAAAGAUCAACACAUCCCAAAAGUCAUCAAAAAGACGACGGGAAUUACUGAAAGCAAAAGAAUUUGGUAUGACUCAGCAGUUAGAACAAGAAAAGACAAUUAUUGUUGACAACUUAAAACAAGCAGAACUGAACAGAGAGAGGAAAUUGUUGGAAAUUAAAGAAAAGCAAAGGCUGCGAGAAGAACGAGCCAAACGUGCUCGAGAACGAGCAAAAAGUUUACAAAAUGCAGCAGAUGAAGUAGAAGUAGAAAAAGAUGAAGAGUUCAACGCUGGAAGUGAAGAUUCAUGGCUGGAAAAUGGAGAGAAUAAUGAAGAAGAGGAAUCUGGAUUAAAGAAACCCGUUCGACCAAAUCGGAACACUGUCAGCGCCAGUACUGUUGACAGCUACGAUUUAGCUUUUAUGAAGAACAGCAAACCACAGCUACUAAGUCAAGAAACUCCAGAUGAUGACUUCUUUGGUUCCUGACAUUUUGUUUAGUUCAUAUUUUAACUGUGUUGUUUUGAAAUAUAUGCAAUGGGCAGAAACUGCUUGAAUUUGUAAUGCAUUGCAAUGAAUUUAUGUCAUGUAUAGAUGUCAUUAUCACCAUAAAUAUUACACAUUUGAAAAAAAAAAGUUUAUUAUAAGGUUCUGUUACAUAUGAUAUUGGUUUUGAAUCUUGUAAAGCAUCUGAUCAAGAGACUGAUUGCUGUGUUGCAUGUCAAGCCUGAAUAUGAAGUUUCUAUGGAUAAUUGUAAAGCUGAAAAGGAAGUUUUUAUGGAUAAUUGUAAAGCUGAAUAUGAAGUUUCUGUGUAU
Biomphalaria glabrata is the source of this 1596-nucleotide messenger RNA. RefSeq names its product caldesmon-like. The transcript is spliced from 8 exons. NCBI's taxonomy places the organism in Eukaryota, Metazoa, Mollusca, Gastropoda, Planorbidae. Bases 397 to 1269 code for a protein of 290 amino acids. The record is from RefSeq and is a predicted model, not a curated record.